GGGGUGGGGAUGCGGCGCCAGAGUUGAGAAGCCGGUACUACAUUCCCCAGCAUGCCCCGGGCGCGGGCGCGGGGCGUCUCGGGAAAUGUAGUCCUUCCCGGGCACCACCUUUCAGCUUGUGUUAAGGAAGACGGGUCGCUGAUUCAAUUAAUGCUGUCUGGUGCCCAGCCCAGCGCCUUGCGUAAAAAGGCUAUCAGGGAGGGAAUGGGAUUUAAGUCUCCCAAUCUGUAAAAUGGGCUGAAAGGCGCAUUCCGGUUUGAGGUUCUGUGUUUCAGUGAUGUUGAAUUCCACCAACAAUUACAGAGAAGACCCCCAGGCUGACUCCUCAGUCUCACCCCUUCCCCUCUUGGAGGCCAAGAUCCAUCAGACACACAGCCUUGCCCGCCUCCUCACCAAAUACGCUGAGCAGCUCUUCCAGGAAUAUGUGCAGCACCAGGGAGACCCCUUCGGGCUGCCCGGCUUCUCGCCCCCGCGGCUGCCGGUGGCGGGCCUGAGCGCCCCGGCCCCGGGCCACGCGGGCCUGCCGGUGCCCGAGCGGCUGCGGCUGGACGCGGGGGCGCUGGCCGCGCUGCCGCCGCUGCUGGACGUGGUGCGCCGCCUGCAGGCCGAGCUGAACCCGCGCGCGCCGCGCCUGCUGCGGCGCCUGGAGGAGGCCGCGCGCCGGGCCCGGGCGCUGGGCGCCGCCGUGGAGGCCGUGCUGGCCGCGCUGGGCGCCGAGCCCCGCGAGCCCCGGCCCGAGCCCGCCGCCGCCACCGCCGCCGCCGCCGGCGUCUUCCCCGCCAAGGUGCUGGGGCUCCGCGUGUGCAGCCUCUACCGCGAGUGGGUGCGCUGCACCGAAGCCGACCUGGGCCAGCUGGUGCCCGGGGGCCCCGCCUGAGCGCGGCGGCCCGCGGCGCGCGGCCACCUCCUGCCAGCGCCUCCAUCUCCCUCCAUCUCCCUCCAUCUCCCUCCAUCUCCCUCCAUCUCCCUCCAUCUCCCUCCAUCUCCAUCUCCCUCCAUCUCCCUCCAUCUCCCUCCAUCUCUCCAUCUCCCUCUCCAUCUCUCCACCUCACUCUCUCUGCCUCUGUCGUCUGUCUGCGCUGUACGUCCUCUCUUUUUCUCCAGGGACCUUCUGGUCUCCCGUGUGACCUCAUUCUGUCACACUCUCGCUUUCUCCCCCUUUUCUCCAUCCCUUGGGUCUGCCUCCCCCCCCCCCCCCUUUACCCAAGUGACUUUCGAGGUCACUGGUCUCCCUUUUCCCUCACUCUCAUCUCCUCUCCGCCCGCAUGAGCAUGUGUGCAGCUCAACCUCAACUCCAGGAAGGGACACCUUGUCACUGUUCCCCUCCCCCCUUCCCACCCCACCCCCAGCCCUGCCCCAGCCCGUCCACUGCUGCCUCCCCCUUCCCACCCCACCCCUGCCCCCUCCCUCCAUGUCCUCCCCCUUCACUUCCCUCCCCUGUCCUUGCACCUCCUCUUCCUCCCAAGCCAGGUCUGUGAAGAGAAACAAUCGACACCUUAAAAGAGUUUCAUUUCUGAGAAUAAAUUAAUUUUUUGUAAAUAAAAUGUUAAAAAAUAAAAAGAACAGUAAAGUUUCCAGUAGAUGUGGUGGGUGAGGAUGGGGAGAUGCCUUGAGGAGAAGAGGAUCCUGGGGCAUCGCCUGGUGCAGUGGGUUCCUGGGAGCCCCUAGCCUAGGAGGGCCUGCAGUGCCCGAGCGGGAACGUGACCUGGCUCCUUCGUUUAAGAAUGGACCCUCCACUGAUGAGGAAGUUGUCACCGUGGCCACAGUCAGAAAUUCUGAGCCGUAGUUGCCUCUGUGGUGCCCCCCAGGUCCCUUUCCAACAGCAUAGCCGCCCCCAGCUGCCCCCGCCUCCUCCUCAUGGCAGACCUUGCCCAGGGUCUGAACCAGGGGUGGGCAAACUUUCUGACUCGAGGGCCACAAUGGGUUCUUAAACUGGACCGGAGGGCCGGAACAAAAGCAUGGAUGGAGUGUUUGUGUGAACUAAUAUAAAUUCAAAGUAAACAUCA
Molecule: messenger RNA, 2006 nt
Organism: Myotis daubentonii (Daubenton's bat)
Lineage: Eukaryota; Metazoa; Chordata; Mammalia; Chiroptera; Vespertilionidae
Gene: CTF1
Product: cardiotrophin 1
Biological process (GO): cell surface receptor signaling pathway; positive regulation of tyrosine phosphorylation of STAT protein
Cellular component (GO): extracellular region
Molecular function (GO): cytokine activity
Source: RefSeq, a predicted model, not a curated record